AUGCAAAUAAUUGACGCAAUUUUCAAUGUUGCGCUUCUGGGCGCUUGUGGCUAUGGCUUCUAUGCUUUGACUCCGGCUGAUAAUCCGUAUGCGUAUACGGCCGUAGCUUUCUGCUUUGUACAUGCGCUGCUUAUGCUGGUGCGUUCCUUUACCGACGAUGAGGAGCAAGAGGAUUGCACACGUUCCCUGGCGGUGUCCACCAGCAUUGCGGAUGUGCUGCCGCUGCCCUUGGCCAACAUUGAGUUCUACAGCAAAUCCUCACAGCCCGGGCCAGCUUUGGUGCAUGGCAUGUCGGUUAUAUUGCUGCUAUACGAUACAAUGGGCAAUCUGGGAGGAGAUUAUGAUAGCGCCACGGAUACGGUCAAGGAUCUGUCGGUGCUGGGCAACGUUGCGUCGGCUGUUUAUUGCGGCUUCAAUGAGGAGAAUUAUUUCCAUGUGGGCAUUGGUGUCGCGGCCGCUGUGGCGCGCUUUGGUGCCCCUUUGAUUGGCAAGUUCUUGCCAGAACUAACAAAUUCGAUUGACACUAUAGGCAAGGCGGCCAUAAUUGGACUAAUGACCUAUGGCCUGACGCAGCCCUAA
Messenger RNA from Drosophila busckii, 579 nucleotides. Bases 1 to 579 code for a protein of 192 amino acids. The transcript has a single exon. The record is from RefSeq and is a predicted model, not a curated record. Lineage: Eukaryota; Metazoa; Arthropoda; Insecta; Diptera; Drosophilidae.